UUUUUUUUCCAAAACAGACCUUAGAAAUUUCUUGUUAAUAGCUGCUAAGAAACCCCUUUAUGAAUCUCAAAGUUCCGAGAUGAAUGAUCCGUCUUUGAUGAGACCGUUGAAACCCCCCACCCACCCCCCCCAAAAAAAAAACCAGUCCCUUCAAAAAAAGGAAAGAAAGAAUAAUCGGGUCUGGGCAAUCCCGGGUCUUACUUGAGGAUGGACUUUCCAUCGAAGCCAAACAGGUUCCCCCGGCGGUUCCUCAUGUGGAUAUGAAAGUAGUCCCAAGAACAACUUCCCAGCAAAACACUCUUUUCUCUCACUCUCUCUGCAAUUAGAUUAGAGCUAGAAAUAGAAUGCAAGGCGUCUCCUCCGUCUUUCCUUGCCGUGCGCCACCGCCACCACAACCCCUCUCCCUUCAUCACUUCCCCUGCAAAACCCAUAUCCCCAAUCUUCUUUUCCCCGCCACCGCCACCACCAUCAGACCCUCUCUUCUAUCAGCCCCAAGAAAGUUGCUCUGCAGACCCCCACGCGGCAAGUAUCUCAGAGACAACUAUAUCGUGAAGAAGGUAUCUGCUAAGGAAGUUCAAGAAUUGGUAAAGGGGGAGAGAAAAGUACCGCUUGUUAUUGAUUUCUAUGCACAAUGGUGUGGCCCUUGUAUUUUGAUGGCCCAAGUAAUUGAAAUGCUUGCUGUUGAGUAUGAGAACAUUGCAAUGGUUGUGAAGGUCGACACUGAUGAUGAAUAUGAGUUUGCACAUGACAUGCAGAUUCGGGGAUUGCCAACAGUGUAUUUCGUCAGCCCUGAUCCGAAUAAAGAUGCGGUUCGAACCGAAGGACUCAUCCCAAUACACAUGAUGCGUGAUAUACUUGAUAAUGAGAUGUAAAGGAGGAGCUAAGUUCGCUCAAUUUGUGGAUGAGUUAUAGAUGGCCAAGGUUAAGGGCAUUCCAGAAGCCAUUAUUGUAGGUUUGUUGUAGGAUGUGUGCUAUUGUAGUCAAAUUUUGUAUCCCCUAUUAUCUGUAGUUAGGGUUUUAGAGAUGUUUAGCACCUCCAUCCAACGUAUAUCUGAAUUUAGAUCAACCCGACGCGACUUUCAUUCAAAUUGUAAGUUUAUUUGAGAUAUUUAUUUACGUUGUUGAUUAAA
This is a messenger RNA of Rhododendron vialii, 1130 nucleotides long. RefSeq names its product thioredoxin-like protein CITRX, chloroplastic. Lineage: Eukaryota; Viridiplantae; Streptophyta; Magnoliopsida; Ericales; Ericaceae. Gene Ontology annotation, biological process: cell redox homeostasis; plastid organization. The coding region runs from base 345 to 872 and encodes 175 amino acids. Gene Ontology annotation, cellular component: thylakoid. The transcript is spliced from 4 exons. Gene Ontology annotation, molecular function: protein-disulfide reductase activity. The record is from RefSeq and is a predicted model, not a curated record.